Molecule: messenger RNA, 1575 nt
Organism: Eriocheir sinensis (Chinese mitten crab)
Lineage: Eukaryota; Metazoa; Arthropoda; Malacostraca; Decapoda; Varunidae
Exons: 3
Coding region: 431-1504 (357 amino acids)
Source: RefSeq, a predicted model, not a curated record
CCACUUAAUAAGCCACGUUCAAAUGGGGGCACUGGGCUAAGAAGGACCAAACAACUAUAACAAGCAAUGAUUGAGUCCACCUGGGCGGCGAUUAACUCCUUUCUCGACCUUUGUAUGAUAUCAACACUGCUGCCCUAUAAGGCUCCCGUUUUUUCAACACACUAUGGCUCUAUGCCCUGUGAAUAUUCGGACUAUACAUUCAGAAAGUAUUCAUACGCCUGGGUAUACCGUGCUCUGCCACUGCCACGUCAGUCUUCCACCUGGCGCCAUGAUGCUUGGACCGAGACUCUCACUCCCUCAAAAUGUCAUUCUACUUCACCUCUCGACUGGUUGGCUCACCUCAGCCAGACCUUUGCUGACAGAAUACCCCCCAUCUCUGCAUCACUUCAAAUUAUGAGGGUUUAAUUAAAAAACUGUAAUUCCAUCCAAAAUGUAUAAUGAAAAGAUGCACAGUUUUAUUAGAGAAAUUUGGAGUGUGGGUAAUGAGCUAGGUCUUACAAAUGCCGACAUACACAAGGUAUUUACUUCUGUUAUUGACAAAGAAGAAGAUAAAGAUCAACAGUUGUGCUGCUCUAGAUCAAAAAGACAAAAAAUAUCUUGCCAGAGAAAGGCAUUUGUUAGUUUGUGGCAGAUGACAGUCAUUAUUUUAACAGUAGUGAAAGUGUGUGCCAUUGCUUCAGCAUUAGGCAUUUUCUGCUUUGCAGCCAUAUACCUACACAGUCCAUCUCAGAAGUUUGUCAUGCGUAACAUCCAGGAUAUGAUUUACCCAUUCAUGACCUCUUUAAGAUAUAUUAGCUUACCCAUACUUAAGAGGUAUCCAUACCUUAGUCAGUGGUAUUCAGAAGAGUGUCUAAUCAAAAAUGGUUUCUUUGACCAGUCAAAUAUAGACUGUAGGCCUUGUGAAAAAGAGGUUACACCAGUGUAUGCAGUAGGUUUAAGUUUUUUUUCAGAAACAUAUUAUAACAGUGGAAAGCUAUUAGUUAUUUCAGAUGCCAUGCACAAAAAUGUAACUGCAAAUAGUAUCUUAGAUGGAAUAGACAUUAAUGAAGAAAUUGACCUUGGGACAUUAAAAUGUUACUCUAAGAGUAAAGAAGUUAGCAUUGAGUCUCAAGUAAGGAGAUUACUUUCAGUUGUAAAUGAUGUUCACAUUGAAUGGAAAAUAAAUAGAUUGGAGACUUUACACCUAAUUCGUAAACUCUUUCCAAGGGUAUAUGUGAUUCCAUUAGAAACAGAAGUCUCUCUUCAUAGAUACUUGUUUGUUGAUGGGCCAAUGUCUGGUCCAUAUUCUCUACCUUUAACAGAGUUUGCAAAUGUUGUCCUCAUUCAGGGUGAAGGGAAGAGUCUAAUAACGAUGUUUCCAUCUAAUCACUGUAAAACUAUAUGUCAGCCUGUUGAUGUAUAUUUAGAUCCCUCUCAGGUACUAUUUUUUAACUGGAUAUACUGGAGGCCAUUGAGGCAUGGAGGAAAUCAUACAUCAACCCUUCUUAUGAGUUCUUUCUAUUAAGAGAUAAUUAAUAUAGGUUGAAGAGAGGUGAUAGGUAAGUCAUGUGCCAUAAAUUUAUAUAUAUAUAUAUA